Molecule: messenger RNA, 1959 nt
Organism: Sus scrofa (pig)
Lineage: Eukaryota; Metazoa; Chordata; Mammalia; Artiodactyla; Suidae
Gene: POLG2
Product: DNA polymerase gamma 2, accessory subunit
Biological process (GO): mitochondrial DNA replication
Cellular component (GO): mitochondrion; cytoplasm
Source: RefSeq, a predicted model, not a curated record
UAACCCACUGAGCGAGGCCAGGAAUGGAACCUGCCUCCUCAUGGAUCCUAGCUGGGUUUGUUAACUGCUGGCCACAAAGGGAACUCCAAAAAGGGGUAUUCAAAUGUGAAUAUGCAACAUACAAAGUACUGAUUGAACAAAAAGGAAAGUAAGGCUGACUCAAUAGAGGCGACAGCAGGAGAAUGAAAAGUAGAUGGAAAGAUCUUUAUUGGUGUUGAUGAGGACAUAUAAAAAGAGCAACAAAUUAGGGCGAACUAGGCCUGACGGAAGUGAGAAGAACCGAGGGUCCCACAUUUGCCUUUGCAAGCGGGAGAGGCCGGUAAGGGGGUUCCAGCCGGAAGAAACAGUGACGCACUUCCGUGGGUGGGGCUAGCCGUAUGCACGCUCACUUCCGUCGCAACUGCGCAGUUCGCCUCCGGGAGCUUGAUAGUUGUGUGUGGGUUUGGUCUAAGUUUAACUCCCGGGGACUAUGCGCUCCGGUGCAGCCGGCAGGGCCUGCCAGAGAGUCUGCAGGUGCUUUUUUUCUGGGUUUGGGACUCGAGUAGAUGGGGGGCAGCCGGAGUACUUGAGAGAAAACGGCUCCGGUUCCCUCGUAGGGCUUGCGGAGCCCCACGGUAGCGAGCGGAGAGAAGCUCCUGAGUCUAGUGAUGAGGGGAGCGAGGUGCUGAUAGAGAUCUGUCAGAAAAGGCGUUUUCUCAGUGGCACCAAGCGGAAGCUUAGCCGAGAUUCUCUUCUCAGCGGGUGCCACCCCGGCUUUGGCCUGGGCAUAGAGUUGCGGAAGAACCUGGCGGCAGAAUGGUGGUCUUCGGUGGUGGUGUUCAGGGAGCAGGUCUUCCCGGUAGACGCCCUCCACCAUGAACCGGGGCCUUCGCUGCCUGGGGACAGUGCCUUCAGGUUAGUUUCUGCAGAAACGCUACGAGAAAUCUUGCAAGACAAAGAGCUGAGUAAGGAACAGCUAGUAGCAUUUCUUGAGAACUUAUUAAAAACUUCUGGGAAUCUACGAGAGAACCUUCUUCACGGUGCCUUGGAGCAUUAUGUUAAUUACCUGGAUCUGAUGAAUAAGAGGCUACCUUUUGGCCUUGCUCAGAUUGGAGUGUGUUUUCAUCCUGUUUCUGACACUAAACAGACAUCUGAUGCUGUUAAAAGCCAAAGAAUCGGUGAAAAGACUGAAGCUUCACUGGUGUGGUUUACUUCAUCAAGAACUGCAAGCCAGUGGCUUGAUUUCUGGCUACGUCAUCGACUCCUGUGGUGGAGAAAGUUUGCCAUGAGUCCAUCUAACUUCAGCAGCAGUGAUUGUCAGGAUGAAGCAGGCCGGAAGGGAAACAAACUUUACUACAAUUUUCCCUGGGGAAAGGAGCCAAUAGAAACCCUGUGGAAUCUAGGAGAUCAAGAACUUUUACAUAAGUAUCCAGAAAAUGUGGCUCAAUUGCACGGUCGAGAUGGACGAAAAAAUGUGGUUCCUUCUGUUUUAUCUAUAAACGGAGAUCUAGACCAAGGCAUGCUGGCAUACCUCUAUGAUUCCUUCCAGCUAACGGAGAACUCCUUCACAAGAAAGAAAGAUCUUCAUAGAAAGGUGCUUAAACUUCACCCUUGUUUAGCCCCUAUUAAGGUUGCUUUGGAUGUGGGAAGAGGACCAACAGUGGAACUAAGACAGGUUUGUCAAGGGCUAUUUAAUGAACUACUAGAAAAUGGAAUUUCUGUAUGGCCUGGUUAUAUGGAAACUGUACAGUCCUCAUUGGAACAACUUUAUGCCAAAUAUGAUGAAAUGAGUAUCCUCUUCACAGUGCUGAUUACCGAAGCUACUUUGGAGAAUGGAUUAAUACAUCUGAGAAGUAGAGACACCACAAUGAGGGAAAUGAUGCAUAUAUCCAAAGUAAAAGACUUUUUAACUAAAUAUAUAUCAUCAGCUAAGAAUGUAUAGAUUUUAAUAUUUGUAUAAUAAAUACUCCUCUUUCCUAA